Molecule: messenger RNA, 477 nt
Organism: Colletotrichum tamarilloi
Lineage: Eukaryota; Fungi; Ascomycota; Sordariomycetes; Glomerellales; Glomerellaceae
Exons: 3
Source: RefSeq, a predicted model, not a curated record
AGCGAUCACGUUCACGACUCGGUUUUGUUAGACUACUGUGACGCAGGUCAAAUCUGGGAUCCUGUAUCCAUAUUUCCACCCGGGGCGGAAGCCUCUAUCAAUCUUACAUCCUUCUUGUACUAUUCCGGCAUAUGGGGAGACUUCCAAUACCCCGACGACCAUCCACGUCAGAAGAUCGUACCCUACUUUGGUCUGAAGCGUUACGUCUCCGGCCCGACGGGUCCGACUACGAAGCAGCUUGUAAGGAAGGGACUCUUUCCAGACCAUCCUGAAAGAAAGAAUCUUUUGGGAUGGAGAGCCUGGGUUUCUGGCAUCGCCUUCAUUGGGUUGUUGGUGUGCAUUGUCCUUGGGAUCAAACGCUCUUUGAAGUGGGCUAGGGCCCGAAAAGAGGGAUAUAAGAAGAUCGGCAACGAGGAAAGCAUUCCGUUGCGGGAACUGGACUAUUUAGAUGACAGAGCUUCGAAUCACCGGGAUUGA